GGAUGUGAGCAGGGCCGGACCAAGAUGGCGGUGCAGGUGGUGCAGGCGGUCCAUCUGGAGUCCGACGCUUUCCUAGUCUGUCUCAACCAUGCUCUGAGCACAGAAAAGGAGGAGGUGAUGGGGCUGUGUAUCGGGGAGUUGAAUGAUGACACAAGGAGUGACUCAAAAUUUGCAUAUACUGGAACUGAAAUGCGAACAGUUGCUGAAAAGGUUGACACUGUGAAGAUUAUUCACAUUCAUUCUGUCAUCAUCUUGCGACGUUCCGAUAAGAGGAAGGAUCGAGUGGAAAUUUCUCCAGAGCAACUGUCUGCGGCUUCAACAGAGGCAGAGAGGUUGGCUGAACUAACAGGUCGCCCCAUGAGAGUUGUGGGCUGGUAUCAUUCCCAUCCUCAUAUAACUGUUUGGCCUUCCCAUGUUGAUGUUCGCACACAAGCCAUGUACCAGAUGAUGGAUCAAGGCUUUGUAGGACUGAUUUUUUCCUGUUUCAUAGAAGAUAAAAACACAAAGACUGGCCGAGUGCUGUACACUUGCUUCCAAUCCAUACAAGCCCAAAAGAGCUCAGAGUCCCCUCAUGGUCCACGAGACUUCUGGAGCUCCAGCCAGCACAUCUCCAUUGAGGGCCAGAAGGAAGAGGAAAGGUAUGAGAGAAUCGAAAUCCCAAUCCAUAUCGUACCUCAUGUCACCAUUGGGAAAGUGUGCCUUGAAUCAGCAGUAGAACUGCCCAAGAUUCUGUGCCAGGAGGAGCAGGAUGCAUAUAGGAGGAUCCACAGCCUUACGCAUCUGGACUCAGUAACCAAGAUCCAUAAUGGCUCAGUGUUUACCAAGAACCUAUGCAGCCAGAUGUCAGCGGUCAGCGGGCCUCUCCUGCAGUGGUUGGAGGACAGAUUGGAGCAAAACCAACAGCAUUUGCAGGAGUUGCAACAAGAAAAGGAAGAGCUCAUGCAAGAACUUUCUUCCCUAGAAUAAGGCAGGAGACAAAAUGGGGUUAUUGGUUUUCAAAUUUCGAAGUACAGUCCAGAACCACUUGCAUCAGAAUUACCUGGAGGUCAAACUCUGCCUCUGAAGGUGGAGCCCAGAAAUCUGCAUCAACUCCCCAGCAGAUUCUGAGGCAUACUAAAGUUUGAAAACCACUACCCUAGGUCAUAUGGAAUAUAAAUGCUAUACUUUUCCUCAUUCCCCACAACCACAGUUCUUUUCUAUUCUUUUCUUUCCCUAUAGGAAAGAUAAAAUAGCCAGGUGGAAAAUUAAUUAAGCUAAAUCAAUUCUGAAGAAGUAUAAAGCCGGAAGAUUCACAUUACCUGAUUUCAAGACUUACUAUAAAUCUACCGUAAUCAAGACAAUAUGGUGUUGGCAGAGAGAUGGACACAUAGAUCAAUGGAACAGAAGAGAGAACC
Molecule: messenger RNA, 1394 nt
Organism: Trichechus manatus latirostris (Florida manatee)
Lineage: Eukaryota; Metazoa; Chordata; Mammalia; Sirenia; Trichechidae
Gene: BRCC3
Product: BRCA1/BRCA2-containing complex subunit 3
Exons: 12
Coding region: 25-966 (313 amino acids)
Biological process (GO): protein K63-linked deubiquitination; double-strand break repair
Cellular component (GO): BRCA1-A complex; BRISC complex
Molecular function (GO): polyubiquitin modification-dependent protein binding; cysteine-type deubiquitinase activity; metallopeptidase activity
Source: RefSeq, a predicted model, not a curated record